Puntigrus tetrazona (Sumatra barb) is the source of this 1667-nucleotide messenger RNA. RefSeq names its product thyroid hormone receptor interactor 13 (gene trip13). Gene Ontology annotation, biological process: reciprocal meiotic recombination; meiotic recombination checkpoint signaling. Gene Ontology annotation, cellular component: nucleus; chromosome. The record is from RefSeq and is a predicted model, not a curated record. NCBI's taxonomy places the organism in Eukaryota, Metazoa, Chordata, Actinopteri, Cypriniformes, Cyprinidae. Gene Ontology annotation, molecular function: ATP binding; ATP hydrolysis activity.
CCGCAACAGCGACAACAACGCUAGCAGCUCCGGUUAACUUCCGGUGCCAGGCGGCGUCGUUUCCGGGGCACGCUGACGUCAGGUCGAGCGCGGCAAGUUCGAGUCUGUCCGUCGCUGUCGUGAGUCUUCGGCAGUUUCGGGAAUGGACAUAUCUGAGCAUCACAUGACCGAUGUCGGCCUGAUCCGCCCCGAUGUGCACAUAGAGGUUCACAUCAAGUCUCAGAGCACGGCCAAGAGGCCUGAGGUGAGGACGCGUGUGCUGUCACUGCUGGACCGACACAGCACCGUCUUAAGCUCCUACAGAUGGACAGAGUUUGACGACGAGUUUCUAACCAAAAAUGUGGAGUCGGUCACAGUAGCGGAUUUAAUUGGUCCAAAACUCGUUGAUUUAAAGGCUCACAACCUUUGUAUCCAUGUUUUCUCUCUGAACGAUGAAAGUCCGAGCACGCUUGCUCUGGAAGAGGAGGAGGAGCUUUCUGCUGCCAAUCAUUGGCUCCUACCAGCAGCUGAGUUUCAUGGCGUUUGGGAAAGCUUGAUUUAUGAGGAAGGCAUCAAAACACAACUCUUGGAUUAUGUUUCGACAACGAUCUUCUUCUCUGACAGAAACGUCGACAGCAAUUUGAUUGCCUGGAAUCGGGUCGUGUUGCUUCACGGGCCGCCUGGCACGGGCAAGACGUCUCUGUGCAAAGGACUUGCCCAGAAACUCUCCAUCAGGCUGUCUGGCAGGUACGCGCACAGCCAGUUCGUGGAGAUCAACAGCCACAGCCUCUUCUCCAAGUGGUUCUCAGAGAGCGGAAAGCUGGUCACGAAGAUGUUUCAGAAGAUUCAGGAGCUCAUUGAUGAUAAAGACGCCCUGGUGUUCGUCCUGAUAGAUGAGGUGGAGAGUCUCACAGCCGCCCGGAGCGCCGCUCAAGCAGGAACGGAGCCGUCCGACGCCAUUCGGGUGGUCAACUCCGUGCUCACCCAGCUCGACCAGAUCAAACGGUACCCAAACGUCGUCAUCCUCACCACAUCCAACGUCACGGAAAAGAUCGAUCUGGCGUUUGUGGACCGAGCCGAUAUAAAGCAGUACAUCGGCCCCCCGAGCGCCAGCGCCGUGUUCAACAUCUACCUGUCCUGUCUGGAGGAGCUCAUGAAGCGCCAGAUCGUCUACCCCAGGCAGCAGCUGCUGAGCUUGGAGGAGCUGGGCACCGUGAACUUCAUGGAGAGCGACGUGACCCGUCUGAGCUUAACCCUGAGGAACCUCGCCCGGAGGAGCGUGGGACUCAGCGGACGGGCCUUGAGGAGAAUCCCGUUUCUGGCUCACGCGCUCUAUGGAAAGUCCUCCUCGGUGACAGUGGAGGCUUUUCUGAGAGCGAUGGAGCGGGCCGUGGACAAACAGAGGCAGGAACAGGCGAGUUUGGUCAACUGUGUUUGAGCGUCUUCCUGUGAACGCUAAGGCCGCCCUAGAACCGGCCGGUUGUCCUUUUAUGAGACGCUUUUUCUUAUUAGACUAGGAUGCAUCUGCUAGGCGACGUCAGACAAUCGUAGUCGUAACCACUUUUUUGAAGUAUGCAAUGUAGCAGAUGCUUUUUGCAUGUGGAAAAAAAAAAAAAGUUCUUUUUAUGUUCAGUUUUUAUGCACGUGUAUAUUUAAAUCGUUUAAUUAAACGAGAGAGAACAAAGAGA